Molecule: messenger RNA, 1836 nt
Organism: Diplodia corticola
Lineage: Eukaryota; Fungi; Ascomycota; Dothideomycetes; Botryosphaeriales; Botryosphaeriaceae
Product: deoxyribodipyrimidine photo-lyase
Exons: 2
Coding region: 1-1836 (611 amino acids)
Biological process (GO): circadian regulation of gene expression; entrainment of circadian clock by photoperiod
Cellular component (GO): cytoplasm; nucleus
Molecular function (GO): DNA binding; FAD binding
Source: RefSeq, a predicted model, not a curated record
AUGCCUGCUAAACGUAAGGCAGCACCCGCCUCGGUCGGAUAUUCCGACUCCACAGGCAACGCAUCCAACAAGCGCUCCGCCGAAUCCCAGCCCGCUCCCAAAGCCGUCAAACGCUCCUCUAGUGCCCGCCCAGAGGAAUCCAAGUCCACCAAUGGCACCAAGAAACACUUCGACCAUUCGCGCAUUGAAGAGCGCCUGGGUAUCGUCCAGCGCGACUACUACCCGGCCGAAAUGUCCAACGAGCGGUGCGAGCAGUACAACAACAAUGAGAUCCCCCGGCCGAUCGAGGUGCUCGAGAAGGCCGUUGCCGACACUGCGGAACGGCGCGCCAAAAUAAAACUUGGGGACGCCGUCGUUCAUUGGUUCAAGCGGGACCUGCGAAUCUCUGACAACAAAGCGCUGAGUCUGGCGGCAAAGAAGGCAAAAGAGGGCGGCGCCCCUCUCAUCUGCAUCUUCGUCGUGUCGCCGCAGGACUACCAGGCCCACUUCACCGGCGCCCCGCGGGUCGACUUUGAGCUGCGCACCCUGGCCGUGCUGAAGGAGGACCUGGCGGAGCUGGACGUCCCACUGCUGGUCGAGACCGUCGAGAAGCGCAAGGACGUGAUGCCGUACCUGCUGGGCAAGUGCAAUGAAUGGGGUGCGAAGCACGUCUUCUGCAACAUGGAGUACGAGGUAGACGAGCUGCGGCGCGAGGCGCGGCUGACCAAAAAGUGCCUGGACGCUGGCAUCGACUUCACCGUCGUGCACGACGACGUCGUUGUCCCGCCAGGCGCCCUCCAAACCGGCCAAGGGAAGCAAUACGCCGUCUACAGCCCGUGGUUCCGCUCGUGGCUCGCCCAUGUCCACAAGCAUCCCGACCUUCUCGAUGAGCAUCCCAAGCCGGAGAAGAACCCCGAAGGCGCCCGCAAGAAAUUCAAGGACAUCUUCGAAUCGAAGAUCCCCGACUCGCCAGAGAACAAACGACUGGAUCCGGAGACGAAGAAGCGAUUGGCCUCUCUGUGGCCGGCCGGCGAGCACGAGGCGCGAGAGCGGCUGGAGAAAUUUCUCGGGCAGAAGAUCACCAAGUACAAGGAUGCGCGCAACCUCCCCGCGGCAAACAGCACUGCUAUGCUAAGCGUGCAUCACUCGGCCGGCACGCUGGCGGCACGAACAAGUGUGCGGCUGGCAAGGGAAGCGAAUACUACGAAGAAGCUAGACGGCGGAAAUGCCGGCAUAGCGGGUUGGAUCAGCGAAGUAGCAUGGAGAGACUUCUACAAACAUGUGCUAGCACAUUGCCCGUACAUCUGCAUGUUCAAGCCUUUCAAGUACGAGUACACCAACGUCGAGUGGGAGUACAACGACGAUCACUUUUCCGCCUGGUGCAGCGGGCACACGGGCUUUCCCAUCGUCGACGCCGCCAUGCGCCAGAUCAACCAAAUGGGCUACAUGCAUAACCGCUGCCGCAUGAUCGUCGCCUCCUUCCUUUCGAAGGACCUGCUCAUCGACUGGCGCAUGGGCGAGCGUUACUUCAUGGAGCACCUCAUCGACGGCGACUUCGCCAGCAACAACGGCGGCUGGGGCUUCUCCGCCUCCGUCGGCGUCGAUCCCCAGCCGUACUUCCGCAUCUUCAACCCCCUGCUGCAGAGCGAGAAGUUCGAUCCGGACGGCGAGUACAUCAGGAAAUGGCUUCCUGAGUUGAGGGAUGUGAAGGGCAAGGCCAUCCAUGACCCGUACGGCAGAGGAGCGGAGGACGUAGCGAAAAAGAAUGGAUACCCGAAGCCUAUUGUAGACCAUAAGGUCUGUCGGGAAAGGACGUUGGCGAGGUACAAGGCUGGGACUGGCAGAGAGACCGCCUAG